UUGGUCACGAAGAUAUGUGGACUAAUGUCUUCCGACAAUAACAGUCCUGCUAGGUUGAGGAUUAAGGUAGCAGGGGAGGUGUUGGAGAAACAUAUUGUUGGGCCAUUGCGGAGUGCUGACAACGAAAUGGCUGCGUGCACAGUAGAGGACGUCGAUAGAAACGCACAUGACAUAGGGUGCGCUGGUGACUCUUCUGAUCAACAAUAUCCCGCACAUUCUAUGCCUACAAGUCACCCCGUAGAGCAUCACGACCAGGAGCAGGGGCCUUUUUGCGUAUUUUGUGGAUUAAAUGCCCAGGUCAAAUUUGGACAAGGGGAACUAAGGCGGUUCCACACUAACGAAGAGCCAGUCCCCGUUCCCUCAUGGUACAAGGAGUUGAUGGCUUCGAUGAGCGAAAAGCAAUCAGCAACUCAUGUCGCCUCUCUGUCUAAUCGACAACAGGUUUCGCGAAAAAGUCAACACAAUCGUGCGAUAACUAUUACUCCACCCCCAGUUGUAGCGAAUUUCGAGAGCCGCCGAGUUGGGCCAUAUGCAUCUCUUGAUGGAUGUAGGCGCCUGAAAGAACACAAAAAUAUUGGUUCUGAUGGAAAGCCAUGCUUACCUGGCCUUCCUAACGCCUUUUUUGACUGCGAAGGCCGGCCCUUCGGUCUUGUUGAAGAGCUCGGUUACAUUGGCUGGCCUGUCGCUCCAGAUGGAGAGGAAAGCCUACAACUACAACAUGUCAUUUCUAGUUGCUCUCCUCGCGAAGGGGGCGAGGGAAGUUGGAUCUUCGCUCAUCACUGCUGUGCCUCUUGGUCCACCGGCGUACACUUCAACGAACAG
This is a messenger RNA of Opisthorchis viverrini, 822 nucleotides long. RefSeq lists its product as hypothetical. NCBI's taxonomy places the organism in Eukaryota, Metazoa, Platyhelminthes, Trematoda, Opisthorchiida, Opisthorchiidae. The transcript has 3 exons. The annotation marks the transcript as partial. The record is from RefSeq and is a predicted model, not a curated record.